AUGCUCCAAACCGUGGGGCAGUUCAACGGGAUGCUAACCGAUGACCCACACAUGCACCUUCGGCUUUUCAUUGAAGUAUGUGAAGCAUUUAAGGCCCCUGGUGUGACAGAAAAGGCUCUUCGUCUCAAGUUAUUUCCUUAUUCUCUGAGGGACCGAGCUAGAGCAUGGCUGAACUCUCUGCCACUAGAUUCGGUAGCUAAUUCGACUGAUUUGGCUGAGAAAUUUCUGGUGAAAUAUUUCCCUCCGAACAAAAAUGCCAAACUUAGGAAUGAUAUCAUAUCAUUUCAGCAGUUGGAGGGGGAAGCUCUAUGCGAAUCAUGGGAACGCUUUAAGGAAUUAUUAAGGAAGUGUCCAUACCCCGGACUCCGUUAUUGGAUUCAAAUGGAAACCUUCUAUAAUGGGCUCAAUGCUUCGACUAGAGCCAUGGUGGACGCAUCAGCGAAUGGAGCCUUACUUGUGAAGUCGUACAACGAGGCUUAUGAAAUUCUGGAGAGGAUGUCUAACAACAACUACCAGUGGCCCACUGAGAGAGUUUCUGCAGGGAGACGAGUGGCGGGGAUUCAUGAAGUAGACGCUGUGACAGCAUUGACCGCUCAAGUCUCUUCACUGUCCACUAUUCUGAAGUCUAUGAAUGUGGCUACAGGAGCUAAUGCAGCAACCCCAAUUGCAUUAACUUGUGUCUACUGUGGAGAUGGACACUCAUUCGAAAACUGCCCAUCCAACUCUGAGUCGGUUUGUUAUGUGAACAACUUCAAUAGUAAUAACAACCCUUAUUCCAACUCAUAUAACCAAGGGUGGAAGCAACACCCAAAUUUUUCUUGGUCAAAUCAGGGAGCUAGUUCUAUGUCAGGGCCUAGUAAACCAGCAUAUCCACUAGGGUUCCAUCAGCAGCAACACCAGAGACAGCCACCUCAAGAGCAACCAAAUCAGAGGCAACCACCUCAAGAACCAUCAACCCCCAAGGAGGCAUUGCUUAAAGAGUACAUGGUAAGGAACGAUUCACUCAUUCAAGGUCAAGCAGCUCUCCUCCAAAGUCAAGCUACAUCGUUGAGGACCUUGGAGAAUCAAGUAGGGCAGUUGGCUAAUGCUCUAAGUAAUAGACCCCAAGGAUCGCUUCUGAGUGAUACGGAAAACCCAAGAAGAGAUGGUAAGGAGCAUUGCAAGGCUAUCACACUUUAG
Molecule: messenger RNA, 1179 nt
Organism: Morus notabilis
Lineage: Eukaryota; Viridiplantae; Streptophyta; Magnoliopsida; Rosales; Moraceae
Exons: 1
Coding region: 1-1179 (392 amino acids)
Source: RefSeq, a predicted model, not a curated record